AUGGCGCACGGUUUCAAGCGCUGGUUCAGAUCCAGCCAGAGGCCGCUACGCGCAUUCGAUAACGGUGUCUUAAUAACGUUCCUCACAACUGCCAGUGCAGCAGCGUAUGCCGCACCGUCGCUUCCAACGCCUGCUGCACCGUCGUUCCCGGCGUCCCUCUUAUCCUCGUCAUUCCCGGAGUCCUUCUCAAUCUCGUCCCUUGCAGCUUCCGAUGAGUCGUUCCUUCCAGGCGGUCUCCCUGUCGCGUCGUCCACACAGAGCGCGACUGCUCCGAAAGGAAAAGUGUUCAUGCGCUAUGCCUGCAAGUUGAGCCCCCCCCGUAGCAAUGGAAAUAUUGUUGGUGACCUGGCAGCUACGGGAAAAUACUCGUUGAAGGGAGUGGAGUCCUCUCCUUCAGAAUGUUACGUUGUGGAGAAGUAUAGUGAUAUUUUGAUGAAGAACCGGUUGUAUCUUGUUGUGUCUCAUCCAAAAAACAACCAUGCUCUCUGUGGGAGGAUACGGAAGGGACGCUACGCUUCUAGCGAUGGCUUGCGAGCUUUGUGA
Messenger RNA from Closterium sp. Yama58-4, 543 nucleotides. NCBI's taxonomy places the organism in Eukaryota, Viridiplantae, Streptophyta, Zygnematophyceae, Desmidiales, Closteriaceae. The record is from the annotation of a GenBank genome assembly.